AUGGAUCGUGGGUUCAGUGCUGGUGGUGCAAAGAGUUCUUUGGGCUACCUAUUUGGUGGUGGAGAGACUGUUGCUAACUCUCCGGCUGCUAAGAAUGUGGGGCACACUGCUAGCAAUAGCCCUUCUCCAAAGCCUGCUGCUGCUUCACCGCCAAUCGAUAAGCAGACUUCAGCUGGAAUUCAUGGAAAUCUUAAGAACAAUUACUACCGGGCUGAUGGACAGAACUGUGGUAACUUCAUCACGACCUUAUCAUUUCUAAACGGCUUUGCCAUGUGUGUGCAGGAUCGACCAUCCACCAAGGUUCAUGCUGCCCCUGGUGGCGGUUCUCCCUUGGGCUACCUGGUUGGCGGUAAUGGGAACUGA
This is a messenger RNA of Dovyalis caffra, 363 nucleotides long. The record is from the annotation of a GenBank genome assembly. NCBI's taxonomy places the organism in Eukaryota, Viridiplantae, Streptophyta, Magnoliopsida, Malpighiales, Salicaceae.